Xiphias gladius (swordfish) is the source of this 6566-nucleotide messenger RNA. RefSeq names its product phosphatidylinositol-4,5-bisphosphate 3-kinase, catalytic subunit delta (gene pik3cd). Gene Ontology annotation, cellular component: plasma membrane; phosphatidylinositol 3-kinase complex; cytoplasm. The record is from RefSeq and is a predicted model, not a curated record. Lineage: Eukaryota; Metazoa; Chordata; Actinopteri; Istiophoriformes; Xiphiidae. Gene Ontology annotation, biological process: cell migration; phosphatidylinositol 3-kinase/protein kinase B signal transduction; phosphatidylinositol-3-phosphate biosynthetic process. The transcript has 23 exons. Gene Ontology annotation, molecular function: 1-phosphatidylinositol-3-kinase activity; 1-phosphatidylinositol-4-phosphate 3-kinase activity. The coding region runs from base 269 to 3394 and encodes 1041 amino acids.
ACUUGUCCGACGCAGGGAGACACUCCUCCGCUUCGCGUUGAGCCGUGAGAGCGCGCCGCUCGUGUGAGCUGGAUUUCCGACACCUCGCCCGACUCGUCGGAUCGAUCCGCAGCCUACAGCCGCCGGGGCAGGGACAUGUCCCCGUGGAUGCUGCAGCCUCCAUCUCCGCUGGAUUGAGACCACGAGGAGAUGACCGUGCGGUGGAGCUGACCGGCGGAGUGUCUGCGCUAACAGCGGAGGAGCUGACGGUAAAUGAGAGGCCGUCACCAUGCCCCCGGGGAAGUAUGGGAUGCAGGAGGAAUGGGAGCAGGAGGACGUCCAGGAGAUCAUGAUGGACUUCCUGCUGCCUACUGGGAUCUUCCUCAAAUUCCUUGUGUCUCGGAACGACACCAUCAGAAGCAUCAAAAAAAUGGUUUGGAGAAAUGCCAGAAGCGAGGCCCUUUUCAGCGCACUGGGUGACCCCGACGCGUACGUCUUCACCUGCAUUAACCAGACAGCAGAGAGGGAGGAACUGGAGGAAGAAUCGAGGCGCAUCAGCGACGUGAGGCCCUUCAUGUGUGUUCUGAGGCUGGUGGCGAGGGAGGGCGACCGAGUGGAGAAACUCACCAACACCCAAAUCAGCCUGCUAAUUGGCAAAGGUCUGCAUGAGUUCGAGGCCCAGAAGAACCACGAGGUGAAUGAGUUUCGGACUAAGAUGCGCACGUUUUGCGAAGAGAAGGCUCAGGAGCGGCAGAUGUUGCCCUGGCAGCAGUGGAUGGAGUACAGCUUCCCAUGUGACCUGGAGCCGUGCUGCUCUCUGCCGCAGAGUGGGUGUGCGAAGUCGAAAAACACCAAGAAGAUUUUCAUUAACGUCAAGUUUGAGGCUUGCGAUGAAAGCUUCAUGCUGCAGCUGGAUCCUCAGGACCACCCAGUGGCUCUGAUGAGGAGCGCCCUAAAGAAGAAGGCCACCGUCUUUCGCUCAGUGCGACAGGAGCCCGAGGACUACACCUUACAGGUCAACGGGAGGUGGGAGUUCAUCUAUGGGAAUCAUCCCCUGUGCCAGUUCAAAUACAUUUUCUCGUGUUUGAGAAAUGUCCAAAACCCACAUCUAACCAUGGUGCAUCACUCCACCAUCAGCAAGCAUCAGGAAGAACAGGGCAGAAUGUGUAGCCAGGUAUACAAGAGUCGCUCUUAUUCCAAACCUCCUCCACUGCCCCUGAAGAAGCAGAAUACCUCCUCUCUUUGGUCCAUCAAUGAGCCUUUCUACAUUCACCUGCUGCAGGGCAGCCGAGUCAAUGCAGAUGAAGGAAUGAAGCUUGUGGUUCAGGCCGGUCUGUUCCAUGGCAGCGAACUGCUCUGUAAGGUGGUGACAAGCUCGGAGGUGACAGUGAGUUCUGAGCCGCUGUGGGAUCAAAAGCUGGAGUUUGACAUAAAUGUGGCCGACCUGCCUCGCAUGAGCCGCCUGUGCUUUGCGCUCUAUGCUGUCAUCGAGAAAACCAAGAAACCCCGCGGCACCAAAAAGAAGAAUAAGAAAGCGGAUUGUCCCAUAGCCUGGGUAAACACCAUGGUGUUCGACUACAAGGACCAGCUAAAGACUGGGGAGUUCCUCUUGUCCACAUGGCCAUCUGUUCCAGAUGACAAAAGUGACCUGUUGAACCCCAUGGGAACAGUCGAGAAGAACCCCAACGUGGAUAGUGCUGCGGGACUCCUCAUUCGUUUCCCCAACAUCCGACCACAUCCUCUUUAUUACCCGCCGCUUGACAAGAUAAGUGACAUACAGAGGAAUGGUGAUGCAGUUAUUGCCACUAAAGAAGAGUACAUGAAACUAAAAGAAAUCAUGGACAACAAAAACUACACCGAGUUUUUCGAGGAUGAGAAGGAACUCCUGUGGAAGCUCCGUGCCGAAGUCCGUGACCAUUAUCCAGAAAAUCUGUCCAAGCUGCUCCUCAUCACCAAGUGGAAUAAGCGAGAGGACGUAGUUCAGAUGGUGAGUCUGCUGAGGAACUGGCCAGACCUCCCUGCCAUCCAUGCCUUGGAGCUCUUAGACUACAGUUUUCCCGACCCAGCGGUCCGUUCUUUCACUGUCAGAUGCCUGAGGAAGCUCAGUGAUGAUGAACUGCUACAGUAUUUAAUCCAGCUGGUCCAGGUCCUGAAGUAUGAGUCCUACCUAGACUGUGACCUCACUACUUUCCUGCUAGAGAGGGCUUUGUCCAACAGGAGGAUAGGACACUUUCUGUUUUGGCAUCUCAGGUCAGAGAUUCACGUGGCGUCUGUGACUUUGCGUUUUGGCCUGAUUCUGGAGGCCUACUGCAGGGGGAACAUCCACCACAUCAAGUUCUUAUCCAAACAGAAUGAGGCUCUUGGCAAAAUGAAGGCCCUGAGUGACUUUGUCAAAUCGGGCUCCCAGAAGAUGAUAGCAGAGGACCUGAAGCUGUGUAUCAGACAGGAGUCCUACAUGGAGGCGCUGUCAGACCUGCUGUCACCACUCAACCCCAGCAUCAUCCUCGCUGAGAUCUGUGCAGAUAAGUGCAGGUUUAUGGACUCCAAGAUGAAGCCGCUCUGGCUGAUGUAUAAGAACCCCUGGGCUCAAGGAGACAUGGUGGGCAUAAUCUUCAAGAAUGGAGACGAUCUUCGACAAGACAUGUUGACCCUCCAGAUGAUCCAGCUCAUGGAGACUUUAUGGAAGAAAGAAGGCCUUGAUCUCAGGAUGAUCCCAUAUGGCUGCUUGUCCACUGGGAACAAGAUGGGGCUCAUCGAGGUAGUGAAGAACUCUGACACCAUCGCCAAUAUCCAGCGCAACAGCAGUAACAGUGCCGCCACCGCUGCCUUCAACAAGGAUGCCCUGCUCAACUGGCUCAAAUCCAAGAAUCCUGAGGACAAACUUGAUCAAGCAAUAGAAGAAUUCACGCUGUCCUGUGCUGGCUACUGUGUAGCUACUUAUGUCUUGGGCAUCGGAGAUCGUCACAAUGACAAUAUCAUGAUCAGGGAAACUGGACAGCUGUUCCACAUUGACUUUGGGCAUUUCCUGGGCAACUUCAAGCGGAAACUAGGGAUCAACAGGGAGCGUGUGCCUUUCAUCUUGACUUAUGACUUUGUCCAUGUGAUCCAGCAAGGAAGGACAAACAACAGUGAGAAGUUUGAGAGGUUCAGGGAGUACUGUGAGUGGGCCUAUAAGAUCCUGUGUCGGAACGGGACGCUGUUCGUCAACCUCUUUGCUAUGAUGAAGGCAGCAGGACUGCCAGAGCUCACCUGCUUCAAAGACAUCCAGUAUCUAAAGGAUUCUUUAGCUUUGGGUAAAUCAGAAGAUGAGGCACUGAAGAAUUUCAAAGUGAAGUUUAACGAAGCUCUGCGAGAGAGCUGGAAGACCAAGGUCAACUGGAUGAUGCACUCCUUGGCCAAAGAUAACAGACCUUGACGGACACUGAACACCUGAGGAUGAGCCAAAAAUAAUGGAUUUUAUCUCAUGGACAUAAAAGGGAAAAAACACAAUCAAAUAUUUUACUUUAUUGAUGGCAUUCAAGGACACUCAGCAAAUGUUUACAUCUGACUGGCAUGUCUGUGGUAAAUAAUGACUAAGUGGAGGCAUCCAAAGACAAUAACAUAAUCAUGUAGCAUCAUUUUAGCACACAGAUAUUUUCACAAUGAGGGAUAUCCAUCACAGUCAUCUUUCUCCCAUCAAACAAUAGAACGCCUUCGCCUUGGGGACAUAUUGAGACAGACAAUAAACGUAUGUUUUGGAUUUACUGAAAUCGCUACUUGAAAACCACCUGCUCAUAAAAUGGUCCCAUGACUCACGGAAACAGAAGCAGAAACUGAAGUUGAUCUCACCAACUGCAUUACUCAGCAGGGAGCAGACGGCAAACAAUGAUGAUGAUUUAUGAUGACUUUAGGUGAUACCUAUCAGUCACAGAGUACAAUAACAGGGCAGCAGUUUCACCACAAGUGUUUGAUAUGGUUGAUAGCUGUGACAUUUCCUCUCAUUUAAACUGCCUCUUUGCAAUUUUGUCUUUUUUUUAUUUUAUUUGAUUGUAUUUUAUUUAAUCUGGUAACUUUGAAGUCAUUGUAUAAAGUCAUGUAGAAUAUUUUAAAAAGAUGUGUUUUACUGCUGUACCCCUUAUUGAUGUAUAAUAUUGCCUUGAAGUACAGUAUGUUGCUUUAGGAGUGCCAGUAGACAGGAAGCAUUGUAACAUUUACAGUUUAUUAUAAGAUGAGAAAAUAACUUUGAAUGGGGCAUUUAUUUUGAUAACAUCCCUGUGUACCAGGCUGUGAAACCCAUCAGACCCUCAUUAAACAACAACUACACAUUAAAGGAAUUGUUUGACAUUUUGGUAAAAAUGCUUAUUUGCUUUCUUGCUGAGAGUCAGAUGAGAGGUUCAAUACCACUUUCAUGUUUGUCCGUUAAACGUGAAGCUGGAGCCAUGUUGUCCCUACCUUUGCACGCAGCCAGGCUAGCUAUUUCCCCCUGUUUUCAGUAUGUAUGCUAAGCUAAGCUAACCGCCUCCUGGCUCCAGCUUCGUAUUUAACAGAUAGAUAUGAAGGUAGUACAGAUUCUUUCGUCUAAUUCUUGUCAAGAGAGUUACUCCCAAAAUUAUAAACUAUUCCAUUAAUGACAUGACUGCCAUUAGCAACUGGACAACAACUGAUCUCAGGUGCUAGGUGAAGAUGUUAUAGAUGUUUGGUGAAAGUAACAGACAAAAUAUUAACCACAUGCUUUAGUAGGACCCAAAUAAGACAAUCUCUGGACUCGUUUAAGCCAUAGACAUGUGGUUGCGUUUCUUAAAAUGUGGUACUGUUCACAUGGCCCUUUUGAAACUGUAAUUCUGGGCUAUGAGUACUAUCUCAGAUGAUGCAGUGCGUGUGACUGUGUUUGUAUGAGUGGGUUUAUGAGUGUGUGUGUGUUGUUUUCUGAUAUUUAAGUUAUGCAUUGUGAUUUCCAUUGCAUUUUUGAACUGAUGUGCCAGGUGCCAUGAGAGAGAUUUCAUGCUUACAGUUUCAAACACCUCUAUACUUUGACAUAUCUAAUGCUGUGCAAAACGGUUUGUCUGUCUAACUGAGCCCAAGUGCUGGAUGAUUCAAUUUUAUGGUGUUCAGAUUACUUUACAUCCUGUAUAUCCUGCCGUCAGUCCUGCAAGUUGAAUGAAAGAAAAUGUGUUUUUCAUAACGUUUUUAUUUUGCAUAACAUGUAAAUGAUCUCUACCGUUUGUAUGAGUCUCUAUAGAAUGAUGACUUUUACAGAAGAGCAAGUGUAGCUGUAGAUUAUACAGCAUAAAUACCUUAAACUACUGAAAUAUUCACUGUUGAAUAGAUUUUAAAUAUGGGUCAUCACUGUCCAACAGUGUGGGCUUCGCUAAACACUGCUGGUUUAAGCCAAGAGGAGUGAGUAUACUCAGUUUAUGGGCUACUUUUGCAAACUGUAAAAUAUACUUCUGUUGCCUUUUGAAUUGAUUGUAAUUCAUUAAUUAUUUCAAAUGGUACAAAUCCUUUAAGGUUCAGGCCUGAUUUACAUGUGUGCAGCUAAAAAAGACAAAUUGUCCUGUUAGCAUAGGUCUGAUGUAGACCUGUCCUUUAUCUGCAUCCUGUUUUCACCUUUGCUUCACUUGCUGUUGGGAGGGAAACAUACAAUCAAUAAAAAGUUUGCAUCAGCAGAUCUCACUGAGGCUUUCAAAGUUUUAAGUCAUUUGUAAGCUUAGUUUUUUUUUUGUUUUUUUUUUUGGUGAAAAGUGGGCUGAUCAUGGAUGAAGGCCAGAGCCAAUAAAGUCACCCCUGCUUUCCUUUUUUGUGAGAUCUCUAUACAGCUUGAACAGAAAUAUUCAUUUUAUGAAUCAGUAAAUGCACAAUAUUCCUGUCUUGGCCCCUCUUAAUUUUAAUGAAUACACUCAAUAUAGCUUCCAUAUUUGGGUGUGUACCAACUGAUUGAUUUCUGAUUAUGCAGGGUGGUUUUUGCAAAUGUGAUUAAGUCCAUCUAGUGGGUUCACAGUUUGUAAUUGUUUUGGCAAUAAUGCAACAAAGUUCACAGAUACAGUAUACUUCAAUGGGAGAAAUGUCUAACUUGAGUACAUAUAUAUGAAUCAUACAUAUGUAAAACUCAGAUUAUUUGUUUUGAUGGCUUUCCUCUAGUGAGCACGAGAAAUAGCAUUAGCGUAGACUAUAGAUUCAUAUAACAUUGAAAAAGCAGGUAUACCUGGUUUGAUAUUGGAACAUUUCAACAUUUCAAUUUACAUAGGUUGUUCUUUCCUUACAGAGGAGUGAGAUUGCCUGAAAGUUAAGUAUCUGUAUUUGUGCUACUGUAAAAUGUAAAACCAAAAACCACAAUUAAAAUUAUAGAAGAAAGUUUGACAAUGAAGCAAAUUAGUUCCUACAAAUAAUAUUUCCCCGCUGAAUAUCAAUAAUUUUGUAUUAUCUGAGAUGUGUGUUUAGAUACAGUUCUAUGAUAGAUCCUAAUGACCAUGUAGAGCCAUGAUUGGCGAGUAGCGGGCCGAAUCCAGCCCUUAAACAAAAAUAUUUGGCCCCACGACGAAAGCUAAAGUUUUCUCUUUUAUAGUUACACCAAAUCAUUUUCAUAGUUUUUCAUAAAUCUACUGUAGGUA